Colletotrichum abscissum is the source of this 624-nucleotide messenger RNA. RefSeq lists its product as uncharacterized. Gene Ontology annotation, cellular component: mitochondrion. The record is from RefSeq and is a predicted model, not a curated record. Bases 1 to 624 code for a protein of 207 amino acids. Lineage: Eukaryota; Fungi; Ascomycota; Sordariomycetes; Glomerellales; Glomerellaceae. The transcript has a single exon.
AUGUUUGCAAGCCGCGCCACCACGAGGUCGCGGCUAGCUCUCCGCACAACUCGUCCACCAACAACGAAACCAUCCUUGCGUCAUACCUCGACGAACUCUUCCUCUUCUUCCUCUCGAGCGGCAGACCGCAUCCUCGAUCGCGUCCCCCUCCGCUUCCAAAAAUACACCACCGGCCUCCGCAAAGCGCCCGUCUCGCACGUUGUCGCCUUCCUGAUCCUCCACGAAAUCACCGCCGUCGUGCCCCUCCUCGGCCUCUUCGGCUUCUUCCACUACACAAACUUUUUACCGCUCGAGUACGUAACGGGCCACUGGGCGGGAUACGUCAGGGAUGGUGUGGGUAUGGCGGAGAGGUAUUUUAGUAGGAAGGGGUGGUUUGGGUUCGAGGCCCAGGACCGCGGAACGAUGACGGGGCAGUUGGAGGGGGACGGUGAGGUUGAGAGCACGCAGGAUGUGCUGGAGAAGUGGCAGAGGGAUGGCAAGUACAAGGUUGUGGUGGAGGUUGCUAUGGCUUGGGCUAUUACGAAGGCGCUGCUGCCAGCGAGGAUCCUCGUCAGCGUGUGGGGGACGCCGUGGUUUGCGGGUGUCAUGGGCAGGGGACGUGGAUUGUUCAGAUCCAGUCGGUAG